AAAAAAAAAAAAAAAAUCAAAAGAGCGCCAAAAGAUCACGGUAAAUAAUCAGUAAAAUAAAUUACUUUAAACUAUGGAGAAUAGUAGUUAUUUAUCUAUAUCUGAUAUUUUAGUAACAAAUGAGAAAAUUCCUUGUAAAUUUUUACACGAUUUACCAAAAAUGGGAUUCCUAGAUCCCUCCGCAGCAGAUGAUGACUUAAAAGCUGGAACUAAUGUAGAAAUACCUUUGUGGUUAGCCGAAUCUUUACAUGCUAGACGACCACCUUUAGUGUCAGUGGAAUUGCCUAAAAUUUAUAAGGAUUCCUAUAGAGAGAUAUUAAACGCUGACGCCUGUACUGUAGAUAUGCACAAAUUAAGUCAAUAUUUUUAUGAGUUUGGAUGCUACAUUGCUAAGCAUGAUAUUAAAGGUGAAGUGACAUCUACCCUUAUCAAUACAUUUAGACAAAGGUUCAGAAUGUUGCUGUCUGCCAGUGUUUCCACAGACUCUGUGGGGGCCAUACAACCCUUGUCCGUGAGUGAACGGCUCCAGGCUGCUGAAGCUGCCAGUAUGGAGAGGGCUCUAGCUGGCUGGCUGCAGAGAGGAGACAGUGUACUCACUACUGCUAAUAUGGUUGCCAACCACCGCAAAAGGAAACGGGCUGAAAUGGAAAUGCUGUAGAUAAAUUGUAAAGAUAGUAGCAACAGAUUUAUAUACAUUAUUUUUCUGACCAUCUCAAUUUAUAAUAAUUUAGCUAUUUGUAUUGUUAUUUCAUUUUCCUAAUUAUUCUCAGCCUAACAUUUUCAAGGAUAAACAGAUUAAGUUACAAAUAGAAAUUGAAUAUGUAAUAAAUAUGUAUGUGUGAAUUUGUAAUUUUUGUACAUAAUGCUCAGCAUAGCAUAUAAUACAGUUG
This is a messenger RNA of Helicoverpa armigera (cotton bollworm), 890 nucleotides long. It is a transcript of the gene Psf3, whose product is annotated as DNA replication complex GINS protein PSF3. Bases 74 to 658 code for a protein of 194 amino acids. Lineage: Eukaryota; Metazoa; Arthropoda; Insecta; Lepidoptera; Noctuidae. Gene Ontology annotation, biological process: mitotic DNA replication initiation. Gene Ontology annotation, cellular component: GINS complex. The transcript is spliced from 3 exons. The record is from RefSeq and is a predicted model, not a curated record.